Messenger RNA from Plasmodium gallinaceum, 336 nucleotides. It is a transcript of the gene I3, whose product is annotated as protein phosphatase inhibitor 3, putative. Gene Ontology annotation, cellular component: nucleus. The record is from RefSeq and is a predicted model, not a curated record. Gene Ontology annotation, molecular function: protein serine/threonine phosphatase inhibitor activity; protein phosphatase 1 binding. The coding region runs from base 1 to 336 and encodes 111 amino acids. NCBI's taxonomy places the organism in Eukaryota, Apicomplexa, Aconoidasida, Haemosporida, Plasmodiidae. The transcript has 4 exons.
AUGAUGUCUCAUAUGCAUUCAUCUUCAACAACUACAUAUAUUCAAGAACCAAAUACAAAGAAUGAUCAAAAUGGAAAUGCAAGUACAAUUGUAAGAAUUUUAAAAUUAUCUCCCCAAAAAAUGGUUCGAUGGGAUGAAAAUACAAUUGAUAACGAAAAUGCAAAGAAAAAAUCAUCAAAAAUAUGUUGUAUAUAUCAUAAACCAAGAGAAUUUGGUGAAAGCUCAGAUUCAAACUCAGACUCAGAUUCAUCCGAUAUUGAACAUAACUGUAAUUCUUGUUCAAAAAAAGAUAACCACAAGAAUGAAACGAAGGAAGAAAAAGAAUUAAAAAGCUAA